UUUAGGCCAUCUAUAUAUAUCUAUAUCUUAUAUCUUAUAUCUUAUAUCUAUUUUAAAUAACUUAAGGCCGCUAAAAUUUGGGGGGGAACAGCCUUCGCCCUGGAGCGGUGCGCGAUGCUGUCUCACGCCGACCUCCUGGACGCCCGUCUCGGGAUGAAAGAUGCUGCCGAGCUGCUGGGACACCGGGAGGCGGUGAAGUGUCGGCUGGGCGUAGGGGGCUCGGAUCCGGGGGGGCACCCGGGAGACAUGGCCCCCAACUCGGACACGGUGGAAGGGACCACCCUGCUGCCGGGGGAGGACAUCACCACGGUGGGAUCCAACCCCAGCUCCUUAGCCGUCAGCUCCAAAGACCCCGACAAGCAGCAAAGCCAGCAGGGCGGCCAGAACCCCAGCCAGGCUGGGCAGCAGCAGGGGCAGCAGAAGCAGAAGCGGCACCGCACCCGCUUCACGCCGGCGCAGCUGAACGAGCUGGAGAGGAGCUUCGCCAAGACCCACUAUCCGGACAUCUUCAUGCGGGAGGAGCUGGCCUUGCGCAUCGGCCUCACCGAGUCCCGGGUGCAGGUCUGGUUCCAGAACCGCCGGGCCAAGUGGAAGAAGCGCAAGAAGACCACCAACGUCUUCCGCGCCCCGGGGACGCUGCUGCCCACGCCGGGGCUGCCGCAGUUCCCCUCGGCCGCCGCCGCCGCCGCCGCCGCCAUGGGGGACAGCCUCUGCUCCUUCCACGCCAACGACACGCGCUGGGCCGCCGCCGCCAUGCCGGGCGUCUCGCAGCUGCCGCUGCCGCCGGCGCUGGGCCGGCAGCAGGCCAUGGCGCAGUCCCUCUCCCAGUGCAGCCUGGCGGCCGGGCCGCCGCCCAACUCCAUGGGCCUCUCCAACAGCCUGGCGGGCUCCAACGGCGCCGGGCUGCAGUCGCACCUCUACCAGCCCGCCUUCCCCGGCAUGGUGCCCGCCUCCCUGCCCGGCCCCAGCAACGUGACGGGCUCGCCCCAGCUCUGCAGCUCCCCGGACAGCAGCGACGUGUGGCGGGGAACCAGCAUCGCGUCCCUCCGCCGCAAAGCACUAGAGCACACAGUCUCCAUGAGCUUCACCUAA
Molecule: messenger RNA, 1092 nt
Organism: Apus apus (common swift)
Lineage: Eukaryota; Metazoa; Chordata; Aves; Apodiformes; Apodidae
Gene: OTP
Product: orthopedia homeobox
Exons: 3
Coding region: 115-1092 (325 amino acids)
Biological process (GO): regulation of DNA-templated transcription; neuron differentiation
Molecular function (GO): DNA-binding transcription factor activity, RNA polymerase II-specific; DNA binding
Source: RefSeq, a predicted model, not a curated record